Molecule: messenger RNA, 1263 nt
Organism: Melozone crissalis (California towhee)
Lineage: Eukaryota; Metazoa; Chordata; Aves; Passeriformes; Passerellidae
Product: la-related protein 6-like
Exons: 4
Coding region: 1-1236 (411 amino acids)
Biological process (GO): RNA processing
Cellular component (GO): nucleus
Molecular function (GO): mRNA binding
Source: RefSeq, a predicted model, not a curated record
AUGUUGUCCCGUGGCCCUGGAGCGGCCCUGGGGCUCGGUUCCCAGCCCAGCUGCAGCCCCCCGGUGCCUGCACCAAGGAAUUCCCCCCUGGCUCGGCCCCUCUGUGCCCCCUGGAGCUGCUCCCUCGCCCUGCUCGGCCACGAGGAGCCCGUGGAGAGCGGCACCAGGAGCCGCUGCGAGCCGGGGGUGGCGCUGCUGGAGCGCUCCUGCCCCGGCCCCGACCCGCAGCUGCUGCGCAGGAUCGUGGCGCAGGUGGAGUUCUACCUGUCCGAUGAGAACCUGGCCAGGGACGCCUUCCUGCUCAAACACGUGCAGAAGAACAAGAUGGGCUUUGUCAGCAUCAAACUGCUGACGUCCUUCAAGAAGGUGAAAUACUUGACCCGGGACUGGCGCCUCACCCUCUACGCCCUCAAGUUCUCGGCGCUGCUGGAGGUGAACAAGGAGGGCACCAAAGUGCGGCGGCGCCUCCCCAUCCCCGAGCACCUGCUGAGCGUCCCCCCGAGCAAGCUGCUGCUGGUCUGGGAGCUGCAGCCGCGGGAGCAGGACCUGCCCCUGCAGAAAACCUUCCUGGACACCAUCACCAGGAUGUUCAGCCCCUUCGGAGCCAUCGCCUCCAUCCGCCUGCUGCGGCCGGGCCGCAAGCUGCCCUCGGACGUGCGCAGGUACUCAGCAAGGUUCCCGGAGCUGCUGAGCCGCUGCUGUGCCCUGGUGGAGUACGAGAGCCUGGAGAGCGCCCGCAGCGCCGCCGACAGCCUCGGGCAGCGCGCCUGGCACGGCGGCAUCAGGGUGGUGCGGCUGUGCGGCAAGGGAGGCAAGAAGAAAUCCAGCGAGGAGAGAGCGGCUUGGAAGGUGCCACCACCGGCUCUGAGCAUCCCCCGCAGCCCCAGGGAGGGCUCCCUGCCCUGCAGCGCUCCCCAGCCCGGUGAUGCUGCAGGGUCGCUGUCCUUCCUCCUGGACCAGGAGCUGCUGGCACCGGCGUGGCCUGGUGGUGAUUUCACACCGGGAGAUUCCAGAAGCUUCCCCGGCUCGUUCCUCCCUGAGCUCGGGGUGGGCACUGAGAGCUGCCCCGGGGGUGCAGCGGGGUCCUGGACACCCUGGAGCAGCGGGCUCUGUCCCAAAGGUUCCCUCAGUGAUGCCCAGGGGGUGUCUGAGCCCCUCAGCCUGUGGGAUGGGGUCCUGCCCUUGCCCAGCAGCCCCAAGAGCUUCGGGAGAGAAGAGCUCGUCCUGCGGCGCUGAGAAUCCUUCAGUCCAGGGCUGGGGGUU